Adineta steineri is the source of this 392-nucleotide messenger RNA. NCBI's taxonomy places the organism in Eukaryota, Metazoa, Rotifera, Eurotatoria, Adinetida, Adinetidae. The record is from the annotation of a GenBank genome assembly.
GUACCAGUAAUCCCUCUUCGCCCAACUGUCCUAUUAUCUCUACUGCAUCAACUCCUUCAACAUAUACUGUAUUUAACAACGACACAAGAAUAACAACAACAACAGCAACACCAAUAGUGUCUUCCGGUAGCUGUUGUGCAGUUCAGAACUGUACACAAAACUCCGAUUGUUGUGGAUCUAGUUCAAUGGAAUGCCAAUGCUUUCGACAUAACACAGCUGAUGUUUAUGGUUCAUGUAUCAAUCCUUUUCUUACUCCAAUGUGUGGCACAAGUUGUCCAGUACAAGGUAAAUGUAAAACUGAUUCAGAUUGUUGCAAAUGUCAAUGUGUCGACAUAAGUUUUACUGAUGUGAGUGAACAACUAAUUACAAAGAAACAAUGUGUACGACGUUAA